Molecule: messenger RNA, 1637 nt
Organism: Abrus precatorius (Indian licorice)
Lineage: Eukaryota; Viridiplantae; Streptophyta; Magnoliopsida; Fabales; Fabaceae
Product: protochlorophyllide reductase, chloroplastic-like
Exons: 5
Coding region: 84-1280 (398 amino acids)
Molecular function (GO): protochlorophyllide reductase activity
Source: RefSeq, a predicted model, not a curated record
CUAUAACCAAGUUGAGUGGAACAUUCUAAAACAUUAAUACCCACUUCACAGUUUUCUCUUUUUCUUCUUAAAUUCAAGUUCCAAUGGCUCUCCAAGCUGCUUCCUUGGUUCCUGCUUUCAACAUUACUAAAGAGGGAAAGUGUGGUGUAUCACUCAGGGGAACCACUCUCUUUGGUCUUUCAUUGUCUGACACUCUCAAAACUGACUUCAGCUCUUCUGCAUUGACAUGCAAAAGGGAUUUCCAACAAAAAGUUGGUGCAGUGAGGGCCCAGUCAGUGGUAACAACAACUCCAGGAGUCACAAAGGCUGCAUCAGAAGGCAAGAAAACUUUGAGGAAAGGAAGUGUUGUGAUCACUGGUGCUUCCUCUGGAUUAGGCCUGGCCACUGCUAAGGCUUUGGCUGAGACAGGAAAAUGGCAUGUGAUAAUGGCAUGCAGGGAUUUUCUUAAAGCUGAAAGAGCUGCAAAAUCUGCUGGCAUUGCUAACGAAAACUACACCAUCAUGCAUUUAGACCUUGCCUCUCUUGACAGUGUACGCCAAUUUGUUGAUAACUUCAGGCGUUCUGGCAGGCCUCUAGAUGUGCUUGUUUGCAAUGCUGCUGUUUACUUGCCAACUGCUAGAGAACCUACAUUCACUGCUGAAGGCUUUGAACUCAGUGUUGGGACAAACCAUCUAGGGCAUUUCCUCCUUUCACGACUCUUGCUUGAAGACUUGAACAAAUCUGAUUACCCAUCAAAACGGUUGAUCAUUGUUGGAUCCAUCACAGGAAACACCAACACAUUGGCUGGAAAUGUGCCUCCCAAGGCUAACCUUGGUGACAUGAGGGGACUAGCUGGAGGCUUAAAUGGGCUAAACACUUCUGCCAUGAUAGAUGGAGGAGCCUUUGAUGGCGCGAAGGCUUACAAGGACAGCAAAGUUUGCAACAUGCUCACCAUGCAAGAAUUCCACAGAAGAUACCAUGAAGAAACUGGAAUCACUAUUGCUUCCCUUUACCCUGGUUGCAUUGCCACAACAGGCUUGUUCAGAGAGCACAUUCCCUUGUUCAGACUUCUCUUCCCUCCAUUCCAAAAGUUCAUAACCAAAGGCUUUGUCUCAGAAGAAGAAUCAGGAAAAAGACUUGCACAGGUUGUAAGUGAUCCAAGCCUAACAAAAUCAGGUGUAUACUGGAGCUGGAACAAGGACUCAGCAUCAUUUGAAAACAAAUUGUCUCAGGAGGCAAGUGAUGCUGAUAAGGCGCGUAAGGUGUGGGAGAUUAGUGAGAAACUUGUCGGUUUGGCUUAAAUGGUAGCUUCCAACAUCAAAGUUGAUUCAGAAACUUUUUUCAUUGAGUUCAAUAACAUCCCAGAAGAGUUUAGACCCUUUUCAGAUGCGUUUGUUAGAUGAUGCUUUCCUAGCUGCUAACUCCUCAAUUACUUUCAAUGAGUCCUUCAACCUUGUGGCCAAGUGCACUCUAUAUGAGAAAUAACUAUGCACAUUAACUACAACCAAUGUCAUUCCCUAUUUUGGGUCAGCAUUUGGACUUUUUCUCUUCAUUUCUUUAUAAAUUUUUGUUAUGUUAAUAGUCAUCUAUGUGAACUCUAGAGUGAAUUGGCUAAUGUAUUAAUAUUUUAACCUUGAUUUGGAGAGGCUAAGUUCAAC